Messenger RNA from Salvia hispanica, 1972 nucleotides. RefSeq names its product biotin carboxylase 1, chloroplastic-like. The record is from RefSeq and is a predicted model, not a curated record. Gene Ontology annotation, molecular function: ATP binding; metal ion binding; ligase activity. NCBI's taxonomy places the organism in Eukaryota, Viridiplantae, Streptophyta, Magnoliopsida, Lamiales, Lamiaceae.
AUCUCCCAACUACUUAACCUCGAUUUCAUCGAACUCCACUCUUCACUCUCUUCAAAUCUCCAACAUCAAUUCCUCUCAUUUCCGCUUCCUACCGAUAGAGCUCGAUCAAGAUUCGAUUUUUUUUCACGCUCAAUCACGAGAUUAGGUUGAUCUGAAAAUGGACUCUGCGGCCAUGACAUUUUGCAGCAAUUCCGUCUGCUCGCGUCCCGGCUUAUUCAUGGAGGCUACACCCGGAAUCAGGAGCUCCCAGUGUAGCUUCAUGGCAGGGAAUAGGGUUAAUUUCCCUCGUCAGAGAGUCCAGGCUUCUCGAGGUGGUACUAAAUCUGGAAAGCGUGGUGGAGCGCUUGCUGCUACUUGCCGUGGUGAUAAAAUUCUAGUGGCUAACCGUGGAGAGAUUGCUGUCCGUGUCAUUCGGACAGCCCAUGAAAUGGGAAUCCCUUGUGUGGCGGUUUACUCAACAAUCGAUAAAGAUGCUCUUCAUGUGAAACUUGCUGAUGAGGCUGUUUGCAUUGGUGAAGCACCGAGCAGUCAAUCUUACUUGGUGAUUCCAAAUGUCUUAUCUGCUGCCAUCAGCCGUGAUUGUACUAUGCUGCAUCCCGGAUACGGGUUCCUUUCUGAGAAUGCUGUUUUUGUUGACAUGUGCCGAGAGCAUGGAAUCAACUUUAUUGGACCAAAUCCUGACAGCAUUCGGGUAAUGGGUGACAAGUCAACUGCCAGAGAAACGAUGAAGAAUGCUGGAGUUCCAACUGUCCCUGGAAGUGAUGGGUUGUUAAAGAGUACUGAAGAUGCAAUUAAACUUGCAGAUGAGAUCGGCUAUCCUGUCAUGAUAAAGGCUACGGCAGGUGGAGGAGGACGCGGAAUGCGCCUUGCGAAAGAGCGCGAUGAGUUUGUGAAGUUGAUGCAGCAAGCCAAAAGUGAAGCUGCAGCUGCAUUUGGUAACGAUGGUGUGUACCUCGAGAAAUAUAUCCAAAAUCCAAGGCAUAUUGAGUUUCAGGUUUUGGCUGACAAAUUCGGUAACGUCGUACACUUUGGGGAGCGUGAUUGUAGCAUCCAGAGGAGAAAUCAGAAAUUGCUUGAAGAAGCACCUUCUCCUGCAUUGACACCGGAGCUUCGGAAAGCCAUGGGUGACGCGGCAGUUGCAGCAGCUGCAUCCAUAGGCUACAUAGGAGUCGGUACAGUCGAAUUCCUUUUGGAUGAAAGAGGCUCAUUUUACUUCAUGGAGAUGAACACUAGGAUCCAGGUCGAGCACCCCGUCACUGAAAUGAUAUCCUCUGUUGACUUAAUCGAAGAGCAGAUCAGUGUUGCACGUGGUGAGAAGCUCCGAUACGCACAGGAUGACAUUGUGCUCCGUGGACAUUCAAUAGAAUGUCGUAUUAAUGCAGAAGACGCUUUCAAAAAUUUCAGACCCGGACCAGGGAGAAUAACUACUUAUUUGCCCGCUGGAGGUCCGUUUGUGCGAAUGGACAGCCAUGUUUACCCGGAUUAUGUAGUUCCACCGAGCUAUGAUUCCCUUCUAGGAAAGCUUAUUGUCUGGGGUCCGACGAGGGAAAGGGCAAUCGAGCGCAUGAAAAGGGCUCUUAACGACACUAUCAUUACAGGUGUUCCAACAACGAUCGAUUACCAUAAGCUGAUCCUAGAAGUAGAGGACUUUAAAACUGGGAAGGUGGACACUGCUUUCAUCCCAAAACACGAAGAAGAGCUCACUGCUCCGUACCCGGAUGAGCCUGCAACGAGCCGGAAAGAGUUGAUCAACGCAGCUUCUUCGUAAGGUGGUAGGCUAUUAAGCUUUGGUGGUGUAGCCAUGCUCAAUUCUCAAAUGUAUGAAUGGAUUUAUGUUUCGGUUUAUCUCUUCAUUUCUUUGUCAAAUGAGCUUUAUACUAAUUGGUUUGCAUUCAUCAUUGCUUUUUGGUAGAAAACUAAAUAUUAGUAGCACUUUGAGAAAUAAUUUAUUGCUUCUAUGUUCUUUUGGAAA